Molecule: messenger RNA, 1383 nt
Organism: Coregonus sp. 'balchen'
Lineage: Eukaryota; Metazoa; Chordata; Actinopteri; Salmoniformes; Salmonidae
Source: the annotation of a GenBank genome assembly
GCCUCGGCCCCCAACCCCUUCUUCUUCAGCCAGGCUCUAGAGCGGCUCCAUGAGUUCAUCCAGCAUCGCGGCCUGGAACUGUUUGAGGCCACCGUUCUGAGGCUAGAGAGGCUGGGCCGCGCCCCCGACUCUGAGGUUUGAUUGAUUGAUUUUAUUUGAUCAAUGGGGGGGGGCCAGCUUCCCAGACACAGAUUAAGUCUAGUCCUAGACUAAAAAGAGAUUCUCCACUGAGCUUGCUUUUCAGUCCAGUACUAGGCUUAAUUUGUUUCUAGUGAAUUUGGCCCACUGAGUUGCCUCAGCCAUUUGAGUACAACAACAAUACACACAUAAAAAUAUAUUAAAAACACAAUAAAGUCCAAAGACUAAAUUCCGUGAUGUUCCAUUCAGGUGGGGGGUGAGGCAGCAGACAGGCUGAGAGGACUGAUCUCCGGGGUCCUGAAGAUCGUCAGCGCCGUGAAGAACGCUAAGUCAGAGCAGCUGCACCAGUCCGUCUGUGCCCGCCGUCGUCACCGCCGCUGUGAAUACUCCCACUUCCUGCAUCAUCACCGCGACCUCUCCGGACUCCCCGUCUCCGCUUUCAAACAGGCCGCCCGCCGCAACCCCUUCGAAGAGACAGAGUCCGAGGGGAAGGAGGGAGCGGAUGACGUGGUGCGUUACCCAGAGAGGUGCUGCUGCCUGGCAGCCUGUGCCCACCAGUGUCUCCGUCUGCUCCAGCGCCUGUCCUCAAGCGGCCCAGCGGUGCUCCAGGUCCUAGCUGGGGUCCAGGCUGUGGGGAUCUGCUGCUGCAUGGACCCUCGGUCUGUAGUCGGUCCUCUCCUCCACGCCUUCCAGGCUCCAGGCCUCCGCUCCUACCAGUCCCACAUACUCUCUGUUCUCUCCCGGCUGAUCCUGGAUCAGUUAGGAGGCGGCCAGCCCUCUGAGAAGGCUAAGCUAGCCUCCUGUAACAUAUGUACUCUGGACAGCAGUCAGCUGCCGGGCCUGGAGGAGACGCUCCAGCAGGGGGAGGUCAGGGUGUCGUCCCCCAGUUUGAGCUACCGUUCCCAGGGUAUCCUCCCCAGCGGAGGGGGGGCAGAGGAUAUACUGUGGAAGUGGGAUGCCCUGGAGGCGUACCAGGGGCUGGUGUUCGGGGAGGACCAGGCACUCAGCCAACAGGUCGCGGGACACGUGUGUCACCUGACGUUGAGAGGGAACGCUGUGGUCCAAUGGCAGCUCUACACGCACAUCUUCAACCCCGUACUGCAGAGGGGGGUGGAGCUUGUGCACCACGCCCAACAACUGGGUGUCUCUACAGUGUGUAGCCAGGUGUGCUCCGACCACACCCAGUGUCUACCUGUAGAAGUGCUGCUGGUUUACCUGCAGACAUUACCCACCCUGCUCAAGUCC